GUUAUCCGAAAAAGUGAAUAAUAAUGUUUUUCUAUUUUUUUCAUCUGUUAUUCCCGGAAUAGUUCCGGAUAAAGCUAACACGUUUCAAAAACAAUACGUUGCAAACUAAAAUAUGGAUUCUUUAAUGUUUAUUUUGGGGCUUGCAUUUGUAUUUUUGGGAAAAGUUAGUUGCAAAUCUGUAAAUGAAAUGCAGUUUCAGCACAUGAAAAAAAUAUUAGAUGAAUCCGAGUUGGAUAAUCUUCGUCAGAGAAAUGAAGUCUCAGCUGUUUAUUAUUAUAAACGUGAUAUUCCACGAUUGAAAGGUUUUCUCAAAGAAUUAGACAAGACAGCAGAAUAUUUAAAAUUAUAUGGAGUGGAAGUUGGAUUUUUUGAUUGUGGAAUUCUACAUGAAGCCAAAGAACCAAAGUGUAAUGAGCAUAAUGCAGAGUUCCAAAUCUUCACAUACCGUAGUAACCAUGUUCUGUUGGAACUAGGAUUAGAGACUAUGUUUGAUGUUAAUUCUAUCAUGUCCAAUAUUUUACAAUUAGUAUUAAUCCAUGAUGUACCAAUACUACAAUCUGUGGAAGAGAGGAUAGAAUAUGAAAAUAAAUACAAGGGAGAGAAAGAUAUACUGUUUACCUACCAGAAAGCUAUCGGGACAUUUGAACAUAGGAUCUUUAUGGAAGUGGCCUUUGCUUAUCAUGAUAAAUUUAAGUUUGCUGUGUGCACUAAUAAACAGGCUAUACAAGAUCUUAAUGACAGUUCAUUCAAUCCAACAGAGAAGUCUAUAUAUGUACUUAGAUGUAAAAAUUGGACCCAAAAGGAUCUGAAAUGUCCCUAUUUUAAAUACAGCAAGAAGUAUGAUCUUGCAUCAUUGGCUAGCUUUGUCAAGAGCCUUACAUACCCAAAAGUGUUUAUGAUGCCUUCUGAAGAUAUAGAGAUACCCUUCUAUCAAGAUAAAGGACCACCUGUAGGAUAUUUCUUCUAUGACAAAGAUUCUAAAGACACUGUUUUAAGUGCAGCCAAUGACACAGCUGAUGCUUUUUUCACAAAUCUGGGAAUAGUUGCUGUUGAUGUAGACAAUGUAUCACCUAAAGAAAAAAGAGAACUUGUUAUUGAUGGAAGUUUUCCUGCUGUGGCAUUUCAUAAAAGAAAUAUGGAAAAGCCAGUAUUUAUGGAAGGAGAUUGGGGGGAAUUACCGAAAAUCCAUCAGUUCUUUAUAGAACAACUGAAUAGACAAGAUCCUUAUGAGUUUGAGACGGAGAGUCAUUCAGGAUCCGAUUUCAUCACAUCUGAAGAUAUGGAAGAAGAUGGCAGAGAAUUUAGUGAACAAGAACAGUUUGGGGAUGAUGAGAUUGAGGAAGUUGAGACACAAGACGAUGCUGUAGCUGAGGCAGUGUACCAGUCAAGGAGGAAACUUCCACAAGUGGAUCUAAUAGAUGCUCUGACUGACAAAACUUUCCCUACCACUAUUAAAAAUAAAGAUCUGGUCUUUGUUUUGUUUUAUCUUCCAUUUGAUGACAAGAGCAUGGCAUUCUUGUAUGCGUAUGCUGAUGCUUCUAAGGAGAUAGAAAGUGACCCAGCUCGACCUCUGACACGGGUCAAUUGUCAUGAUUGGACAGAUGUCUGUGGUAAUGAAAAGAUUAACAUAUAUCCUACCAUGAGGAUGUACCGUAAUGGAAAGAUGUUGAAAGAUUACAAAGGGUUGUUAGAUAGCCAAGCUGUCGUUACAACUGUCAAAUUGCUCAAUCAGUCUAACCCAGUAAAUUUAGCAGAUUCAACAUCAAUCAUGGAUUUGAUGAAUGGGGUGUUACCAAAUAGUAAACAGGUUGUUACCGAAACUGUUGUCAUGGCAUUGUUUGAUUUGUCUCAUGAUAAAGCAUUGAAGGUAUUUAAAAAUGUAGCCAGUCAACUAGAAGAUACUAUGACCUUUGCUUACAAUGAUGAUGGAGCUGCCAAAAAAAUACCAGACUUUAAAUUUACAGUUCCAUCUAUAGUUGUACUAAGAAGGUCUGAUAUUCUCAAACCACAUGUAGUAUAUACUGGUAAAAUGGAAGUUACUGAUCUGAAAGAUUUUAUACUCAAAGCCAGUAUCCCAUCCAUGCCCGAGUUAACAGUAGAAUGGUUUCCAGCAUUGUACAGACAACAGAAGCCAUUUGUAAUCCUGUUUCUGGAUCAGUACCAGGAAUCAGCCAGGCUAAAGAAAGUCAUUGAAGAUAUUGUUAUAUCUGGAAAAUUCCCCAUGCUACAAUUUGUUUGGAUGAAUGCUGACGCCAAGUCGGUUGGUAGAUCUGUCUUAAAUGAAUAUGAUAAAGAUAGCAGGGUUCCAGAAAUAUCAUAUGUAGAUCUGAAAAAGGGUAUUGUAUUCAAUAACAAGGAUGAACAUCCAUUGGAAGAUACUGUUUCAAAAUGGUUGACCAGUGUCAUGGACGAGACGAUUGAACCAUCUAAGGUUUUAGAACAAGGAGACUGGAAGCCAAAGAAGCAUGGUUAUGAUUUCCUGUCAUUAAUAGACAAAGAAAAUGAAAGAAAGAAGAAAAAGAAGCAUAGAAAUCAGGAAGAAAGAACCAUAGAGGAACAAGGUGUCGGUUUUGAUCAAGAUGGGAGAGAAAUUGAUGUAGAAGAAGAAAGAGCAAAGUCUGAGGCCAAAAAUCUUGACUCUGAGGAAGAUGAAAUAAGAGAAGAAUUGGUGGCCCUUCAUAAAACACGCCUUUAUAAAUCUGGUGGAGGAAGGAGGCAUAAGGAUCAUCCUGAAGGAAGUGAGGGCAAGAUUAUCUCCCCUCCUCUAGUAAAUGGAAAAUAUAAAGUGACAGCAGAUUCUGCCAGUCAUGAAGGUCAAAGGUCAAAUGAACACAAAUCAAAACAUACUGAAUUAUAAGUUAUAUGAAGAACUUGUGUAAUUCAUAAGUUACUUUUAUUAAUAAGUCCAUAUGAGCUUUCUACAUACAACGUUAAUCAAAAUAUUGUCAAAGUAAAAUGUAAAGUGACACUUUCAUAUAUACCAUAACAUUUUUUUUUACAAAUUUUUGUUAUUUUUUUAGAUUCCUAGACAUGUAGAAAAUCUGUAGAAAUAUGACGGCAAAAAACUGAAAAUGUAUUAUGAUUUAUAGGCAUGUCCUAAUUGUUGCAAGAUAAAUUAUAUGUAAAUGAGAUCCUUCCGUGAUUUGAAUACCAUGUCGAUUUGAUGGUGAACAGAAAGGUUUUGAUUUUAGUUGUUUUUUUGGGUCUGAUUAUCUUUUGAACAGCUUUUGUGCAAGUAUGAAUAUUUCUGGCAUCCUAAUGACUAUAUUGGAAACCUUGCUACUAGUCUAAUUAUUCUGUCUCUAUUUUAUUAUUGUCAUUGCAUAAUGAUUUUGUUUUGUGCCAUUAUUUUUCAAGCAUAGUGAAAUCUAUUUACAUACUACUCAAUUUUAAGUUGAAAUUUCAAAGGUACAUUUUGUUCUUUGAUUUGAAAUACAAUAUAGAUAUAUAUUUAUGUACUGGUUUGUUUAUUAUAUUGUUUUACAUACAAUAGAUUUUCUUUGUGUGUUAUUUGUUCUCCCCCUCUCCCCCCCCCCCCCCAAACCACCACCAAGUUCAGUACUAUUUUAUGUUCAUAUGUUUUCAUAAAAUGUGUCAACAAAAACCCACCAAAGUAAGAGGGGUCAAAUGCAAUUGUAUGUUAGAUAUGAUCAGCCUAGAUUACAGCAAAUCUUUUUUAUUUAUUUUUUUUCUGUUAACCUUUAAACUACAGCAAAACUAUAGGAUGGAUCUUGAUUUCUAGACUGAUCACUUCUACAAAUUAAUUUUACUUCUUCAAAUACACUUUACAACUAGGUACAAUAUAUUUAACGUAGCCUCUGGCUGUUGGCAAUCCUCUUUAAAUAAAUAAAGAAUUAAAUUAAUAUAUUGUGUAUAUAUAUACAUAUGUGCAUACAUGCAUAUACUAUUAAGUUCAGCUUUAAGAAAAUAUCUUUUUUCAGUGUUUUUUGGUACAUUCCAUAAAUAGUAUAAUUUGAAAAAUUGUAUCUGAUUCAAUGAUAAUACUUUGAUUUAAAGUAGCCAUAUUACCAAUUGAUUAUAUGCUUUUUUUAUACCUUCUAUUGUUAUACUGAAAUCUGUUUUGUUUAAAAAAAAUUUCAGAGAUAAAAAAAACUUUGUUACCUUAUGUAUUGUUAUAUUACAAGUGAAUUUUUACAUAUAAACUUUUCUACUUUAACAAUUUUGUUAUGGUGUCUACAAGACAACUUUUCUAUUUUUGGUAACAACUUUUUUUUUUGAUAAUUGAUAUUUAAUAAAACUUGGCUUCAUUUGGUUGAAACAGAACACAUAAUAUGACUUAAUCAAGCUAUGGUCCAGUUGUUUUAAAUGAACUGGUCCCACAAAUUCUACCGGCCUGCUCAAAGAUACAUCCUCAUAAAGCAGUAAGGAGUAGGAGAAAAACUGAUUGGCUCACAGUCAGAAUCCCAAUAGCCAAUACAUAGACUGCCAUAUCUACACAAAUGCAGGACAUUUUAUAUUAAACCUUUACUCACAGUUUUUAAGUUUAUCAACAGAUUUAGGUGUUUAUACAGUUGUUAUGCAGACCAUUUCAGACCCAGCAUAAUAUUUAUUCUUAUAUGAAUAAUUAAGUUUGUAGUAAAUUAGUUAUUAUUUAUGAUGUUUUAGAAGUAAAUUGGUUUUGGAUAUUUUUUAUAGAUGUGUAUGUAUACUCUUGUUGAAAUAUAGUUAUGCUUUAUUUUUUAUGUGUUAUUUAUAUUUAUUUAUCAUCAAUGAUUUCAUCUUUACUCAAUUGAUAUAUGAAAUCAGAAUUUUCUUAAAAUAAAUUGAAAACAUUUGAAAGGACUAGAUUUAUACUCUGUCAUGUAGUAUCAUUAUGUAACAACUUAAGAAUUUAAAAAUUUCGUGAAAAAAUUAGCUGAAAAUAUAUCUCCAAACAGUAUCAUUACAGGAUAGAAUUUUAUCACUAUAUUAGAGAAUAUCUGUCAUGUUAGAUAUCAUAAAAUUUAACAAAGCAGAAUUGUAUGUUGACAUUCUACCAAAAUGAUCCUUAUUUUUAGGUUUUUUAAGUUUUCUGAGAUAAUUUGAUUUACAGAUUUUCUGCUCACAUCUGUUUAACAAUCACAUGGUUAGCUGUGAUAAGGAAUCCAUAACUUUGUAUGAUGUAUAUUUGUUUUGAAUUAGUGCUCUGGUUAUAGUAUGUAUUUUGGUUUUUUUUUGUUUACUAUUUUUAUAAAGCUGUUUGCAUCUUGUUGUUUUUCUACCCUGACAUUGCACACUAUUGAUACCAGUUUGAGAACUUAAACCUUUUUUUCAUUUGAUUGACUUUAAAGAAUGCAAUCUAUAGGGUAAAUGUAUAAUAUAUAUGUAUAAACCCACCUGAAAUUAUUUUUUGAUCUUCAGAUAUAGUGAUAUAUGAUAUGAUGUCUCUUCUCUUGAUAAUUAUUUUAUAGUGUUAUUACCAGACAAAACUCACUAUUAACUAUUAAUAAUAACAACAGAAAAUUGCAACAUUACCAGUAAAGUUUUUUGAUGUACAUGAUUCUUUACUUACUGUUGAUUAAUGCUGGAUAAAGAUUUUAGCACGCAUAUUGAUGUAUUUUGAUGCAUUUGGAUAUGGUGUGUUAAAAUCAGCAAUUUAGUAAAAAAAAAAUGUUUAGUAAACAGGCCUUAAAAAUAAGUUUAAAUGUUAAAACAGGUUAUGUGAGUCCAUUAAUGUGGAUGUUAUAAAUAAAAUUCUGCAUUAUACAUUUUAUGAAACAACUACUUGAAUAUGAAUGAUACAGGGUUACUAGUCAUCAUCUAUAUUUAUAAUUGCAGUUUUCUUUAUACAUUGCAGUAGUAUAAACAAAAUUUAACUGAAUUAUUAUAUGUAAGUAUACAAUUGGAUGUUAUUAGGUAAAAACAUUUUGGUACCAACAUUGUAUAUAAUAUUUCAAUCUUUUGUUAACUUUACUGACAAAUAUCAGGUAAACUUGACAUUCCAAAUAAAAGAAGAAUUAAA
This is a messenger RNA of Mytilus californianus (California mussel), 5962 nucleotides long. RefSeq names its product thioredoxin domain-containing protein 16-like. Bases 113 to 2857 code for a protein of 914 amino acids. The record is from RefSeq and is a predicted model, not a curated record. Lineage: Eukaryota; Metazoa; Mollusca; Bivalvia; Mytilida; Mytilidae. The transcript is spliced from 20 exons.